Raphanus sativus (radish) is the source of this 1376-nucleotide messenger RNA. Its product is annotated as serine/threonine-protein phosphatase PP1 isozyme 6. The transcript has 6 exons. The coding region runs from base 1 to 1179 and encodes 392 amino acids. NCBI's taxonomy places the organism in Eukaryota, Viridiplantae, Streptophyta, Magnoliopsida, Brassicales, Brassicaceae. The record is from RefSeq and is a predicted model, not a curated record. Gene Ontology annotation, molecular function: protein serine/threonine phosphatase activity. Gene Ontology annotation, cellular component: nucleus; cytoplasm.
AUGGUGUUGUAUCCAAACCACUCAAAACUCCAUCUUCAAGAUAAAGAGACUGGAAGAACCUACGUGGUUGGUGUAAGAGUCCGCAGUUGGGUUGAGCCUUUCAGGGGACGUUAUCCUGGUUUUACGAAUCGGUGUGUCUUCUUCACCUACUUAACUCUCUCCCUCAACAAUAGACUCUCACAGAGAGAGAAAAGGGAUUUAGGGCUAACGAUGGACGAGAACUUGCUAGACGACAUAAUAAGGAGGCUACUGGAAACGAAUAACGGGAAGGCGGCGAAGCAGCAGGUAAAGCUACUUGAGGCGGAGAUACGUCAGCUCUGCUAUGCUUCCAAAGAGGUGUUUCUCAGCCAGCCUAAUCUCCUCGAGCUCGAAGCUCCUAUCAAGAUUUGCGGAGAUGUUCACGGUCAGUUCCCAGACCUUUUGCGGUUGUUUGAGUACGGUGGCUAUCCUCCAGCUGCCAACUACUUGUUCCUUGGGGACUAUGUUGAUCGUGGUAAGCAGAGCAUUGAGACCAUAUGCCUUCUCCUUGCCUACAAGCUCAAAUACAAGCUCAACUUCUUUCUUCUCAGAGGCAACCACGAGUCCGCUUCUAUCAACCGUGUCUACGGAUUCUACGACGAAUGCAAAAGGAAAUACAACGUGAGACUAUGGAAGAGUUUCACCGACUGCUUCAACUGUCUCCCUGUUGCUGCGCUCAUUGACGACAAGAUCCUCUGUAUGCACGGUGGACUCUCCCCUGAUCUCAAGAGCUUGGAUGAUAUCAGGCGGAUUCCUCGUCCUAUCGAUGUUCCUGAUCAGGGUGUUCUCUGUGAUUUGUUGUGGGCUGAUCCUGAAAAAGGAGUCAAAGGCUGGGGGGAGAAUGAGAGAGGUGUCUCGUAUACUUUUGGUGCCGACAUAGUGGCUGAGUUUCUUCAAACUCAUGACCUUGAUCUUGUUUGCCGAGCUCAUCAGGUUGUGGAAGAUGGAUAUGAGUUCUUUGCAAAUAGACAACUGGUGACGAUAUUCUCGGCGCCCAAUUACUGUGGUGAGUUUGAUAAUGCUGGCGCAAUGAUGAGUGUUGAUGAUAGCUUGACAUGUUCGUUCCAAAUCAUCAAGUCAACUGAGAAGAAAAUAAGAUUUGGAUUCAACAACGUUUCUAGACCAGGAACCCCACCACAUAAGGGAGGAAGAGGUGGUUAAGACCUUUGUAUCAUUGGAUGAAUCAAGACAAGAAUGAAGCUGUGGGUUCGAUUCUUUUUAAGCUGUAGGUGAUUUGAGGCUGCAGUUUGGUUUUGCUAAUUUGUUUUUUUUUUCUUUUAUUUGAUGGAAGCAAAGUUUUAUUAUGUUUGAUUGUUAUGACAUUUUUCAACUGAAGGAAGUUGGCUUUAUACACCUAA